This is a messenger RNA of Danaus plexippus (monarch butterfly), 1685 nucleotides long. RefSeq lists its product as uncharacterized. Lineage: Eukaryota; Metazoa; Arthropoda; Insecta; Lepidoptera; Nymphalidae. Bases 207 to 1184 code for a protein of 325 amino acids. The transcript is spliced from 7 exons. The record is from RefSeq and is a predicted model, not a curated record.
UUGACAUCAAGGUAUGACAAAAAACUUACAGUAUAAAAUUUAGUAGCAGUAUUUGAAUUAGUAUUUGUGACCCGUAGCUUCAUAGAUUAUGUACUAUCGAACCAAGUAUUUCUUGCGGAAGUGGCUUAUUGUUUCUGUACCAACCAAAGGACAUCACCAGCGAAUGCGCUUUUUCGAGGCACCUACGCUUUGAUAUAUCUUUUGGCAUGGGCAUGUCAGAUACAAUUACAUUGAUAUUUCGUACCCUUAGAGAUAUAGAGUACGAGUGUCUAGUUGAAGUUGUAACAUCGGGUCAGCAGUUCAUGUUAGUUGUAGUACGGUACCCUAAUGCACUCAGCGCCAAUUGCGAAGUGAAUAGAGACGCAUUUACGGUACUUAAACGUAGGCGAUGCGUAAGGCUUUGCGAUCUAUUAUACAGAGAGGUCUAUUCGAAUUACUUUAUAUUCUCAGUCAAGGACCGUCUCAGAUUCCUUUUCAAAAGCAACAGCAGUAUUAACACAGAUAUAAAUGCAAAUUUCUAUCAAGUAACCAUAACAUCGGCCCGGAUGGCACCGGUUACUGGAUGCAAUAAAAGAAACGAGACAAUUUGCAAUGUAGAGGAUGAAAACUUUUGUUUUACCACCGGAGUUGUUUGCGAUGGCAUCAAAAAUUGCGGAGUGGAUGACUGGUUCGACGAGAGAAAGUCUCUGUGUUCCUUACCAGUAGACAGGCUGGGUUAUGCACCGGUGAUAGCUGUAAUGGCAGCAUUGAUUUGUGGUAUAGUAGCCGGUGGACAUGUCCUAUUACGCUGUCUCCCAAGUUACGAAAAAUCUUACUUCAUAUUCAAUGAAAAUGAAGACAACCGACUCUGUAUAGAUCCGCUUUUAAUACCGCAUGGAAUCGGGGUCGAUAUCGAAUGUGUGAAACGCUCCUCGAUCAUACCGGUAUCAAGCUCAUCCACGCAGAAUGACAGUAUAACUAAUGACGAGAUUAUAAAGUCUAGUGAAGGUCAAGAUAAGACUCGUGGAAAGGGAAUAAAUUUUGAGAAAGACACUUCAUCACAAAGUCCCCUGGGCAGUCCUGUGAGAAAACCAAAGAAUAAAAAAAGUGCGACUCAAAGGUUCCAUGAUAAAAUAAGAUCCGUAACGAAGUAUGCAUUAAAUGCUGGAGGCAAGAAACGUGGUGGUAGUGAAACAAAUGUAUAAAUUCAGUUAAUGUUAUAACAUACAUCAGACAUUCGAGGCAAAGCAAAUUAUUAUAAAAAGACAAUAAAUUUGGUAUGAAAAAACUGUGACUGAAUUUAUUUAAAUUUAAUAUCAUGAAACAUUAGUACGGAUUUACACUGCUUGUUCUUAUUGCCUAUUAGGUUCUUUAAAUGUUAAAAUAUACCAAUCCAAUGAGAUAAACAAAUGUAUAUCGUACGUUUAAUGUUAUAAGGAUGUAUUUGAAUAUAUAAAAAAUAUCUCUUAUCAUCAAUAAACAUUGUCAGCACAUGGUAAUUGUUCUACAAGUAAAUCUUUUUAUUCCUUUAGUACAUACUAAGCACAUGUUUGGUUUGUUUUAAAUUAUGUACAUAUUUACAUGCGUUCUUACAUUUAUUAUCAAAUAUAAUUGUGUGAAUUUGGAUGAACCAGAUGGAUAUCCAUAAUAAUUAUUAAAAAUAAUUAAAUUAACGUUAAUUAUUUGCAUAUUUAGACGAAUGUGUG